Messenger RNA from Clunio marinus, 997 nucleotides. The record is from the annotation of a GenBank genome assembly. NCBI's taxonomy places the organism in Eukaryota, Metazoa, Arthropoda, Insecta, Diptera, Chironomidae.
AUGCAGAAACUUAAUAAGAAAAUAAUGCCAGGACUCAAUUUACGUCCGAAAGGUUCUGAAAUUAUAGCGAUGGAACGGAGAGGUUAUGAAUUUGGUAAUAAAAUUGGAAAAGGAUCAUACGGUUUCGUUGUAAAAGCAAGUUACAAAGAUCAAAGCUCAGAGGAGAAAAUCGAACUUGCUUGCAAAUACGUUGAUAAAAGAAAAGCGCCAAAAGAUUUUCUCGAAAAGUUUUUCCCUCGUGAAAUCAAAAUUUUAACAAAAGUUUCCCAUCGAAAUAUCAUUGGAAUUCACAGCAUCUUACAAUCGGGGAAUAAAGUUUUCAUCUUUAUGCGUUGGGCUGAAAAUGGCGAUCUUUUGGAUUACAUCAAGAAAAAUGGAAUUAUUCCAGAAUCUCAAGCUAAUCUCUGGUUCUAUCAAAUGGCAAGUGCUAUCAAAUACAUUCAUUCAAUGAAUUAUGCUCAUCGAGACAUGAAGUGCGAAAAUAUUUUAAUCUCAAAGCAUAUGAACAUAAAAAUUGCUGAUUUUGGAUUUGCAACGAGCUGUUCUGGUGAUGAUAACAAGAAAUUCCUUUCAGAAACGUUUUGUGGAUCAGCUGCAUAUGCACCACCGGAAAUCAUUAAUGCUUCACCUUACGAACCAAAGCUUGCUGACAUUUGGUCUCUUGGCAUUAUCCUCUUUGUCAUGCUUAACGCUCUUAUGCCAUUUGAUGACACAUACAUGGGGAAGUUGAUAAGAGAUCAAAGAGAGCGUAGAUAUCAUAUUCGCGAUGAUGUCGAAGAGAAAUUGACACAAGAUUGCAAAACAAUGUUGUACGUUCUUCUCGAACCAGAUCCGAAAUUGCGAGUCAACAUUGAAGGCGUUUAUAGAAUGAAAUGGCUCGCCAAAACCAUCGAAAAACAUGAUAAUUAAAGGUUUCUAUUUUCAUCAAUUCAUAAAUUUCAUCCAAACGAUAAAAAGUUCGCAAAUAAAAAUUGUUUAAAGUUUCAAAAUUCUCCAA